This is a messenger RNA of Acanthopagrus latus (yellowfin seabream), 747 nucleotides long. Its product is annotated as mannose-binding protein-like. The transcript is spliced from 4 exons. The coding region runs from base 1 to 627 and encodes 208 amino acids. Lineage: Eukaryota; Metazoa; Chordata; Actinopteri; Spariformes; Sparidae. The record is from RefSeq and is a predicted model, not a curated record.
AUGGCGUACGGCCAGCCCUUGGAUGUCCUCCUGGUCCAAAAGGUGACAGAGGGGAUCCUGGGCCACCUGGGAGACCUGGAAUACCUGGGUUUCCGGGCCCACCUGGACAUCCAGGCACACCAGCCGUAUCGCCCAGCCCUACAAACCUGUAACUCUAAUGUGGAUUCGUUUAAUCCAGGUCUCUUUGGAGAGACUGGCCAGGAGCUUCAAACUUUAAAGGAAAGAACUGCAAAGUUGGAACUUGCUAUUAACUACGACUUUGUCCGAAGAGUUGGUCGGAAGUAUUUUGUGUCCUACAAGGAGAGGGGUUCUUUCUCCAGGGCUGUCGACUUCUGCUCCCAACAAGGCUUGGAGCUGGCUCUGCCCCAGAAUGAGGAGGAGAACAACAUACUGACACAGUUCUUUGGGGAUGUUCACAAGAUGGCCUGGAUCAGCGUCAACAUUAACAAAGCAGAAGGGAAUUUUGAAACCGAUAUGAAAGACCAACCUCUGACCUUCACCAAAUGGGGAGCAGGGCAGCCAGACAGAUCCAUUGGGGAUACAGGCUGCACCAUGCUGUCAGAACAUGGUGUUUGGCGACUGACACAAGAAUGCUCCCUGAAUGCUUACAUCGUUUGUCAGUUAUAGAAAGUUAUCAUAUCCCUUGCAAGUUGUGUUUCAAAGUAAAGUUUUUGUCCACUUCAUCUGAUAAAAUGCUUGUAUUUGAAAAAAAAAGCCCUUAAAGACAUUUAUUAGCUGUUUUGAUAG